GUCGUCGUAGUCGUCGUGUACAGCCGUGAGCCGUCGCGCCGCGUUGUGUAUUGGAGAGGAGUAUAUAGCUCGGGGGGGCCCCGGCGUGCGCGCGUGCAAAAUAAUAUAUACAAUAAUACGCCGUGAACGCGAGGCAACACACAAAAUAAUAAGUUUACAAAUACGUGACGGCCAAGAGGAAACGAACAACGAGCCGAGCCGAACGCAGCCCAACGUCUCUGGCUGUCGUCGGCAUUGCAGACGCUUUUUUUCACCCGCGCAGUGGAAAAGUGUUUCGCAAAUCUUACGCAGAAAGAGAGAGAGCAAGAAAAGUUAUCGCAUAGUGCAGUGAUGCAGCUUUAAAUUUUCUUUUUUAUUUAUAUUAUAAUAUAGGGUAGAUCGUUAAGGCUCGCUCUCUAUCUCUCUCUCUAUUUCUCCAAGUUUUAUUCGAUUAAAUAAAUACAUGUGUGUUUGUCAAAUACGUUUCGUUUAGUUCGCCUUUUUAGUUUCGUCUUUUACCGUUGGUUACGCUUAAAUUAUCUCCGACUAAAAGUGCUCGAUAACGAAAAAUGUAUCCGUAAUAAUAGAUCGAGUCCAGUGAUGAUAAUUCGAAGUUCGAUCGAACGCGGAAGCAGCAAGAAGGACAUGAAUCCGUUCCGCAGUGCAACGGCAGCUGGAGGAGGUAGAAAUCCAUCCGAGCUUUUCGGCGAUUUUCUACGUUGCUGAGGAAAUCCUCCUUCGACUCUUCCACGUGUGUGUAAGAGAAGAGUGCGUGUGCUUGCGGGCCAGCAUAUCACACGACAUCGCUGCCGAGGAUUCAAUACCGAUUCCAUCGCCGUUGUUUCGACCGAUCGGAGCUCACAGUGCGGAGGUGUGGUGAAUAAAAAUUACAACGACAAAAAGACACUUGCGAAACUCUCUCGAUAUUCCUAAGUGAUUGCUUGAAACAUUUUGUAAAGUGCGAAAUUGAAUCGAUCCUUCUUGUUUGGUGAUUUGCGACAGAUAAAUAAAAUCGUAUAAACACUCGUUCUAUAUUCGUCAAAGAAGAAUCAGAAAAAAAAGCAAUCAUGGCGCUCUCGGCACAGAAUCAGUCGACGUCGUACGUUAACCUGUACUACUCGAUAGUGCAACGCGCCGCAACGCGCUACUUCAAGGAAUACUACAAUUCUGAUACUGGCACGCCGUACGUGUUGUACAAAGACAACAUGGAGAGACCCCAAAGCCAGUGGGGCCCUGGCCCGGGAUCUCUCCAGGACGGCAGCCUCUACGCUCAACAACAACAGCAGCAGCAGCAACAACAACAGCAACAACAGCAGCAGCAACAGCAGCAAGCACCGCAGCAAAGCUCCUCGUCAUCCGGUAGUCCUCAGCAGGCCUGUGGGCCACCGGUCGAGAACGAGAACGGCGCCCAGGCGGCCAAUCUCGCGUCGCCCGUGCCGUCGCCCUAUCCAUCGACGGCCCAAGACCAGCCACAAGCUCUCACACCACCCGACGAAGAGAUGCAGGCUAAUCAGCAGCAACAGCAGCAGCAACAAAACGCCCAGCAACAACAGAAUGCCCAGCAACAACAGCAGCAACAACAGCAGCAGCAACAACAACAGCAGCAGCAAGUCCAGCAGCAAGUGCAAAACAAUCAAGACCACUCGCCGCAACAGCAGCAGCAGAUCGGCGGCCACGAGGUCGACCGCAACGACUGCUUCCCGUCGGGCGCGGAGCUGCAGCAGUACCCGCAGCACUACUUCAAGGACGCGCGGCCACACCCAUCGCCGUCGGUGCCGCCGCACAUGCUGGCGCCCGGCGGCUUCUCGGCUCUGCACUACCUCAAGCAGCCCGGGGUCAUGCUCACGUCGCUGGGUCAGACGGGCGACGCCGGUCCCGGGGGCCUGGAGGCCGCCGCGGCCCACCAGUACGCCUCGGCCAACGGGCCGAACAUGGGCGCCGGCGGCGGACUGCCCGACAUCGUCCAGCAGAACGGCAAGUCCAGCAAGUCGGCCAACAGCGAGCUGCGGCUGUUCAAGUGCCUGACCUGCGGCAAGGACUUUAAACAGAAAUCGACGCUGCUGCAGCACGAGCGCAUCCACACGGACUCGCGGCCCUACGGCUGCCCCGAGUGCGGCAAGCGCUUCAGGCAGCAGUCCCAUCUGACCCAGCAUCUGCGCAUACACGCCAACGAGAAGCCCUACGCUUGCGCCUAUUGCGAGCGCACCUUCAGACAGCGGGCCAUCCUAAAUCAGCAUCUGCGCAUCCACUCGGGUGAGAAGCCAUACCAAUGUCCGGAGUGCGGGAAACACUUCCGUCAGAAGGCCAUCCUGAAUCAGCACGUCCGCACACACCAAGACGUGAGUCCGCACUUGAUCUUCAAAAAUGGUAUGACACCGACCCUGUGGCCGCAAGACGUACCUUUCCCACCCGAAGAGGGCAAGGAAGAAGUAGCAUCGACUUUCGGCGACACGGACACUCAGUCGGGAGCUUUCAGCCCAGCACCGGGCGACGCCAACGGCACCCAGUACCCGGCUUACUUCAAGGACCCCAAGGGCAACAAUCACUCGGUGUUCGGGGCGGCGGGAAGCGGCGGCAGCUUCGGCGCCCUCCAGUACAUAAAGCAGCAGGGCGGCGGCGGAGGCGGCGGCAACGGCAACGGGGCCAACGGCACCAAGGGCUGUCUCCCCGACGUGAUCCAGCACGGACGCUCAGCCGGGAUGCCGCUCUACGUGCGCUGUCCCAUUUGCCAGAAGGAGUUCAAGCAGAAGUCGACGCUGCUGCAGCACGGCUGCAUCCACAUCGAGUCGAGGCCGUACCCUUGCCCCGAGUGCGGCAAGCGCUUCAGGCAGCAGUCCCACCUGACCCAGCAUCUGCGCAUACACACGAACGAGAAGCCCUACGGCUGCGUCUACUGCGGCCGGAAUUUCAGGCAGCGCACCAUACUCAAUCAGCAUCUGCGCAUCCACACGGGCGAGAAGCCCUACAAGUGCCAGCAAUGCGGCAAGGACUUCCGUCAGAAGGCCAUCCUCGACCAGCACACGCGCACCCACCAGGGCGACAGGCCGUUCUGCUGCCCGAUGCCCAACUGCCGGCGUCGCUUCGCCACCGAGCCCGAGGUCAAGAAGCACAUCGACAACCACAUGAACCCGCACGCCGCCAAGAUCCGGCGGAACUCGAGCAACGAGGCCAAGCAGGCGGCGGCGGCAGCGGCUGCGGUGGCGGCCAGCAACGGCGCGGCCACACCCGGACCGGGAGGUCCCAGCGGCCUCGGGCCCGUCAGCGUCGCCCGCGGCCUCACCCCGGCCGUCGUCAAGCCCGAGCUCUACUUCCCCCAGUGCUACGCGCCGGCCUUCAAUCACCAGCCGUCGGUCUCCUCGGCCCAGUUUCCGGUGGGCCAGUCCAACGUCGUCGUUACCGGGGAAUUCAAGCCGCCCACCGGUCUGCCGCCCCAGUGACUAGCCGUCCAUCCUGCGGCAUACUAGCAGGCAGGAAUACCGCUGAGGUUUCAGCGAUGCAUCGGUGGCAGCCCGGGACCGAGUGGCGCAGCUAGUGCCAACUCCAGUGCCGCCGCUCAGCAGCA
Molecule: messenger RNA, 3541 nt
Organism: Trichogramma pretiosum
Lineage: Eukaryota; Metazoa; Arthropoda; Insecta; Hymenoptera; Trichogrammatidae
Product: zinc finger protein 467-like
Exons: 3
Coding region: 1047-3416 (789 amino acids)
Source: RefSeq, a predicted model, not a curated record